Molecule: messenger RNA, 1905 nt
Organism: Manduca sexta (tobacco hornworm)
Lineage: Eukaryota; Metazoa; Arthropoda; Insecta; Lepidoptera; Sphingidae
Gene: HSPC300
Product: probable protein BRICK1-B
Exons: 3
Coding region: 139-369 (76 amino acids)
Biological process (GO): regulation of actin polymerization or depolymerization; cell motility; actin filament organization
Cellular component (GO): SCAR complex
Molecular function (GO): protein-containing complex binding
Source: RefSeq, a predicted model, not a curated record
GUAAAUUAAUUGACGUGACAACUGACAGUUAACUGACAUAAAUCAUAAUAUCCGUCAUCGGACAAUAAAUUGUUUUUUUUACAAUUUGCGAAAAAGUGAGGAAAAAAGCAUUAAAAUACUUGACUGUAAGCUAUAAAAAUGUCGACGCCGCCCAGAGAAACAAUACAAAAACAAAUCCAGCAGGACUGGGCGAAUCGGGAGUACAUCGAAGUUAUCACAGGCAGCAUAAAAAAAAUUACGGAUUUCCUCAACUCUUUCGACAUGUCCUGCAGAUCUCGGCUGGCCACAUUAAAUGAGAAACUAACAUCACUAGAGAGGAAAAUUGAUUAUUUGGAAGCCUGUGUGACCAAAGGCGAGACACUGACAUAGAAUAGAGAGUAGUUGAGAAAAUACAUUCCUACACUGUAAUGCUUAUCAUGUGUUUACACUUGGCAUAUUUGUAGCAUGUCUAGCCCUUCAUCUUAGAUCUACCAUAGGCAUGUUGGGACACAGUAAUCAAAUUUUAACUAAAUCUAAACUGAAAAACUAUCCUCAGGUCCAGUAGAUCCUAGGGCAUUUUGUAUCCUAUGAUAAAUUACUUUGAAUUCUUUUCCUUUUUUGUAAACACCUUUUUGGCAUCUUAUUGGUUGGUUUACUGGUGGUAAAUCUCUCAAAUGUUGGAGUCUGGGUACCACCAGCAGCAUUCAGCAGUGUGUAGUCACUGUUGUGUUCCAGUUUGAUGGACAUUGUAGCCAGUGUAACUACUGGACAUAAUAAGACGUAACAGUCUCAGGAUGGCAAGCGCAGUGGAAUAACGAACAAUACUUUGUAAUUGAUGGUAUUGGAUGGAGUUUCUACUGUUUAUAGGCGGUCGUAUCGCUUACCAUCACACGAACGGCAAGUUCAUCUCAACAUUCAAAGCAAUAAACAAAAAAGAAAUAUUCAUAUUGUCAGCUUGUGAUACAAAUACGCCCAUUGUGUAACUGCUAUUAGAUUUUGCGCUUCGAUUCGGUUAAGGGGCUGCAGACUAUGCUAUGUUAGUUUUAAGAAACCAUAUGACUCCAUGUUAUUAUAAUUUAACCUCCUUAUUCAUAGACGUUUUUAUCUAAGGACAGAGCAUUAUUGUAUCUCAAUAUUGGCCAAUCACAACGGCCCUAUGUCUACGCACUACGAAAGCUGUAUUGCCAUCAGCACUGAGAAACAGACUUGUAAUCACAGCUUUGCUCCAUCCUUAGAUAAAAAACGUCUAUGAAUAGGAGCGUAAGUUUAUAACUAUUUUAUAUUAUGAACUGUAUUCGCUAAGGCUGUAUUGGUUGGUAAUGCAUUAGAACUGUGUGACGUAGUUUGACGUCGCAGAUUGGUAUUACUAUCUUGUAUUUAACGAGAGGUUACACUGGACUGUAUAUGGUUAAGUUCAUAUCUGUAAAUUUUUUACAGAGGCAAUUUUUGCCUUGUUGAAAGAGAAACAUGAACUAAUUUUCAUUGCAAUGUUGGCUUUUAUAUGCUUUUGUCAACUGUUAUUAUUUAUAACAUACUAUAUCUUUUAAAACAUAAUUUUGAAUCAAUUCUGUUGCAAAUUAGUGUGAAGGCACAAGUAUUAGUUAUAUUAUAAAUAUUCAAGCAUCUUUGUCAACAAAUUCUCUGAUAGUGAAAACUCAUCAAAACAUUCAAAAUCCGUCAAGUAGCUUAGAUGAUAACUAAUGAACUCAAUCAAUGCUUUUAGGAAUAAGAAAAUAUAUUGAUUACAUUGAUAAUUAAAAAUUUUUAUUUGUAAGCCCAUAAAGUAGGAUAAAAUAAAAUUUUGCAUGUGUGCAACAACAACAAUAAGUAUUUAUUUAUGAUCAUUUCAUUUUUAUACGUUUAUAUAAUAUAUACCUAGUUAUAGACGUUUAUUGUACAGUAAUUAAAUGUUAGUAUUCUUCAAAA